GGAUGCUGGGGGACGACUUCUUAGCAGAGGGAUAAAUGGCUCCAGUGCCAGCCGACGGACGGGGACCUGACGCCUGCGGCAGGAGCCGACGCACAUCUUGUCACCUCCAGGAGCCAUGACAGGCCUCCACCUCUUCCUGCUGGCCGUCCUGCUGUGCUGGGAGCCCGGGCCAGCCCUGAGCCUUCAGUGCUACACCUGCAGUGAUAUAGAGAACAGCGGUCCCUGCCAGCCCCUCCAGUGUCUGAUGCAGGGCGUCUGCUACAGCAGCGACAUGACCUUGACCACGGGAGAUGGAAAGCAGCUGAAAUACCAGCAGAAGGGGUGCGCCCCCUCCUGCAACGAAGUUUCCAGGGUAAUGCAGCAGCUCUCCGAGAUGAGCCCCCUGGAUGUCCUGGACCCUGCAGGCCUGCAGGGCCAACCUAAGUUUGAAUCGCAGGGUCUGGUGUGCUGUGAAAAGGACCUGUGUAACGGGGGGCCAGGGCUCCUUGGCCCUGGCGGGGGGCUCCUGCUCAGCCUAGGGCCCGUCUUGCUCUGGGCCCUGCUGUGACCAGCCCUGACUCUCCAGCACAAAAAGGGGGACCCCGUUCCGAACAGAGUCUCA
This is a messenger RNA of Lontra canadensis (Northern American river otter), 601 nucleotides long. RefSeq names its product lymphocyte antigen 6H-like. Bases 116 to 547 code for a protein of 143 amino acids. Gene Ontology annotation, cellular component: plasma membrane. The record is from RefSeq and is a predicted model, not a curated record. The transcript is spliced from 4 exons. Lineage: Eukaryota; Metazoa; Chordata; Mammalia; Carnivora; Mustelidae. Gene Ontology annotation, molecular function: acetylcholine receptor binding; acetylcholine receptor inhibitor activity. Gene Ontology annotation, biological process: acetylcholine receptor signaling pathway.